AUGUCUUGCCCUGGUGCCCGCGCCCUCGCUCCUCGUCCACAGCUUGUGGACUACAACCACUCCCCUCCUGGCCCAAGCCACCACCGCCCCCUCAACCUCCGCUUCCUCUCCUCCCAGGAGUGUGUGCCCGACCAGGGCAAGGUGGUGCUGGUUCCGUUCGGUGCGCCUGGCUCGUCUACCUCCCAGGAGGUUAAGACGCUUGUGCUUCGGUUCGCAACCGAUGCCUUGCUCGCCCAAGGUGUAUGUACUUCCACUCGCUUCUCUCCUUCUAGAAAUCCAAGAAUGAUGGCUAAUAUUGCGUGUUUGCGCGUCACAGUGGUCGGGCAACCACCUCGUGCUUCCCCGGCAGGCCCAGCUCUGCUACCCCUCUGGCCUCUGGGUCAGCAUCACCGACUGGGAGGGUGAUGAGGUUUCUCCAGCAUUGGAGAACCUCAUUGCCCAGGGGGGCUGCGUUACGUUCGACGUGAUGGUCGGACGUAACUCAAUUCUUCGCGAAGACGGCGCCGUUGGACCCGCCUUCGCCUCCCCUGCCACUGGCACCUUGGCUCCUGGUGCGAUUCGCGUGGUUGCUGGCGCCUCGCCUUAA
Molecule: messenger RNA, 586 nt
Organism: Hymenoscyphus albidus
Lineage: Eukaryota; Fungi; Ascomycota; Leotiomycetes; Helotiales; Helotiaceae
Source: the annotation of a GenBank genome assembly